UCCAUUCCCAGCUACCAAGCGAUCAAAUGGUUAAAGUAUCAUUCUUCGCUACCAUUAAGCAGUGCAUAACUAUCUCUCUCUCUCUCUCUCUCUCUCUCUCUCUCUCUCGACUCUGAAGAGUCAAGAGCUUUAUAUCUCUCACUCUACUGCGUGCGUUUUCUUUUGCAUGCAGUGGAAAACCAAACGCAGUUUCUCUUGAGUAAAACUGUAAAAAGGAGGGGGUUAGAAUAGAGAGAAUAUCGGUCUGGCCGGAAAAAGGGUGGUGUUGAGUCGAAUCGGCGGUGGGAAGUGGCGGCAGAAGGUGAAGAUAAAGGCGAUGGAGUGGUGGCAUAAAAUGGUCUUCCCUGUUAGAAGAGUCUGGUUUGCUGUUUCUGCACGAGUUAAGGCUCCCGAAAAUGAAUUCGAGAUGUCUUUCGAUCUGUUAGCCCUCUUGGACAACGUUCAUAAAAAAGUGAAGGGCCUGAAGUCUAAAGCCCUGACGACAACCUCGUCCAAAGGAAAAAAGUGGGCACAGGAGGCCGCCCAUCCAACCAUGGUGGACCUGGGGCAGAGCUCACGAAACCCGACCCCUCCAAGGCAGCCAACCCCCCAACAACAAGUUCGAGUUCGUACCCCUUGUUAUGGGUCGGACCUCUUAGCUGAUGAUGACGACCAUAUGCCCACCAAGUCGCUCGAGGAGUACGCCGACUGUGCUCUCAUCCAGGGCAUAGUUGAUAAGUAUGAAAAGGAGGUCGAGAUGAAUGAAGGAGUUCGGACUCUCGAGCUCCUUACACUGAAGACACUAAGCGUAGCUCGGGGUCUUGGGCUCAGGGGGUUGAAUUCCUCAGAUCGCAUAGCCGAGCUCGAGGUUAAGAGCGAGGUUGCAUUUAAGAGGGCCCAGGAGCUUGAAAGGGCCCUGGAGGCGGCCAAGGCGGACCUUAAGAAGGCUGAGGACGAGGUUGGGUUGGCAAGGGACGAAGCUGAGGAGGCGAAGCUCGAGCUCAUUCAGUCCCGAAGCUCUUUUGAGGCGGAGCUUGUGAAUGUUCGAGCAGAAGCCCAAGCUCAGGCCGUCGAUGACUUUAAGAAGUCUGAUGAGUUCAAGACUCUCCUGGGUCAGUACGGGUCUGGCUCGUAUUACUAUAGGUUGCAGCUAGCUCGGUCAUUCCUUAUGACCAAGCUCCCCGAGGAUUUGAAACCGGUAGUGGAGGAGUUAAAGACUGUGAACGAGCUCGCUAAGGACCUCGAGCUAUCCUCCUCUGAGGGUGAUGGGGAUGAUGAUGACGAAAAUGCUGGGACCCCCGAUAAUGGAGGGGGGAGUGAUCCCAUCGACCUAGAUUAGACCAUUCCCCGACCCCGAGACUGACAUUUUUGUAACUUUUUCUUUUUGCUUAUGUUGUCUGCCCGAUCUGGGUUUAUGAACUUAUUUUGAUUUUGAUUAAUUGCAAAGUUUAUUGCCCGAACUGGGCUUC
Olea europaea var. sylvestris is the source of this 1448-nucleotide messenger RNA. RefSeq lists its product as uncharacterized. The transcript is spliced from 3 exons. The record is from RefSeq and is a predicted model, not a curated record. Lineage: Eukaryota; Viridiplantae; Streptophyta; Magnoliopsida; Lamiales; Oleaceae. The coding region runs from base 317 to 1318 and encodes 333 amino acids.